UAAAGCACAGUUGUUCAGUCACGUUCAGUCAUAUGGAAGGAGUUACUGUGUUUACAUUGUCAAAAGUCUGGUGUUCUAUUGCAUAUUUCAAUAUAGCAUACUACAGUGCUGUACUUCAGUUGCAGUAUGUGCGGGAUACUCUGCCGGUACCUCACUCUUUCCUACCUGCACUACAACAAUGUCUGCUGAAUCACCUCGAAAAUCAAGUCGUCAAGGUGGUCAUAUUGUUGCCCCACAGUCAGUUAGUGAUCGAUCCAUUAUUGACAGUGUUGCAGGAUUUAUCAAUGAAGUUGUUCCACAGGCCUACACCAGCGCUCCUGUUGGGGAGGGCAAAGAAGCUAUUACAUGGGCCAGGUUUGAGUAUGGAGACAUAAAUGACCCAGCAUUGUAUCCUGAUUCAGCUGAUGAUCGAAAUAGUUCCCCUCCAUUACUCUUGGUUCUGGGAUAUGGUAGUGGUGUGCAGGUUUGGGCGAUACCUGCUAGUGGGGAGGCAACAGAAGUUCUAUCAUGGCGACAAGGCGUUGUGCGAACACUACGUAUACUUCCCACACCAGGCUCUGAUGCUUGUACUCCUGAUACAUUCUCUCAUAAAAGACCUCUGGUGGCUAUGUGUGACUCUGCUGGUGGGCCUUCACCACAGUUUUGUUCUCUCAGCUUCAUUUCUCUCCGAGGUGGUGAUCAGGUGAAAAGUAUUAAAUUCAAGAAUCCAGUAAGUGAUGUCCUGGCCAAUCGGAGAUCUGUUGUUGUGACAUUUCCUGAGAGAAUUGCCGUCUUUGACGCAUCGACGCUUGAAGAUCGCCUGACUGUCACUACAUGCUAUCCCUGUCCAGGCCCAAACCCGAACCCUGUUGCGUUAGGAAGUCGCUGGUUGGCUUAUUCUGAGAGGAGGCUAAUGCCUGCUCGUCGAUCAUCAGGUGGAACAGAGGGUGAUGGUGUGCAGUCCUACACAGCAACUGUACUGCAUGCUGCUAAGUCAUUUGGUAAAGGAUUACGUGAGUUGGGUGAGACUGUGGCCAGCAGCUUGACUGGAGGAGGAGCAGGCAUGGGCUUGCAGAGGGGAAUGGUGGGAGGCAUUGGGGGACCAGUAGCAGGUCAACAAGGUGGAAACAUGCUGAGUGGAAAUGCAGACAUCAUUCAGCCAGGCGUUGUCACAAUCUUAGAUGCUCAGGGAGCUUUGACUUCUCGUCGUGAAGAAGAAUCAAGAUCAGGUGACUCAUUAAUUGGAGGGAGCACCAGCUCAGAUAAUAUCAUUGCCCAUUUCAUGGCCCAUAGUGAACCCAUUGUGGCAUUAGCAUUUGAUCCUUCAGGCAUGCUUCUUCUGACAGCUGACAAGCGUGGCCAUGAUUUUCAUGUGUUCCGCAUCCAUCCUCAUCCAGGUGGACCAUUCCUAGCAGCCAUUCACCACUUGUACAUAUUGCAUCGGGGUGAUACAACAGCCAAGGUACAGGACAUUGCAUUUGCAGCAGACAGUCGUUGGGUGGCAGUUAGCACACUUAGGGGAACAACUCAUGUGUUUCCCAUUACUCCAUAUGGAGGUCCUGUUGGUAUUCGGACACAUGCCACACCGCAUGUUGUUAAUCGUCUGUCCAGAUUUCAUCGUAGUGCAGGCCUCACGGCUGAUGGCCGCAACAGCCCCAUACCCACUCCUGUUUCUGAGGCUGUGUCAACCCCUCCACCAAUUCCAUACCCUAACCCUCGCCUACCUCCCUAUUCUCACCCUACUGUGAUCUCACCACUUGCCCAGAUACGACAGCCCACAACUCAUACCCUCCUAUCUACCCCCACAUCCAUAAACCCCACUUCACAUCAGCCAUACCAUCGUAACCCAUCAAUGAGGUCACUUGGUCGUACCCAGUCUUCUUCAGAUGAUGGUCUGCCAGGAGGGGGAAUACCUCUGAGAGUUACAGCAUGCUUCGCCCCACCACGUGCCUGGCUUAUUGAAUCUCCUACAUUGCCCAGAGAGACAUCUGCAAAGGCUCAUAAACGAGCAGUGGACUCACUCUUUGUGAUGGCUUGCCAUGGAAAUCUCAUAGAAUAUGAUCUGCAACCCAGACAUGCGGCGGGAAUACCCAAGGAGAAGGUCUGUGACGACACUGCCAUUGAGCUGGAUGUUCGGCCAAAAGCUCAGUGGAUGCUGCUGCGUCCCCCACACUCAAGUGAGCUGCAGCCUCCACUGUCCCCAACAAACCCACUGAUGGUAGUGCCAGAUCGUUUACCAACCCCUUCUAGCUGUGAAUCAAGAGAGGAUGACUCAGAUUCAGAUGAGAGGUGGCUGUCGCAGGUUGAAAUUGUGACCCAUGCAGGGCCCCACCGAAGGCUUUGGAUGGGACCUCAGUUCACAUUCAAAACAUAUAAUUCAGCUGUGAGCGGGGUUCCAUUGUCAUUGCUUGAGCUGGAAGCCGUUGAGGUUGGAGUGGGCUCUGGAUCACGCCCAGCACGAUCCAAUCCUGUGAACAUGCCCAUCAGCAGUGGUUCCCGCCCUGUUGUGCCUGUCCUCAUAGAAUCUGGAUCAGGAAGUAGUUAUGAACAGUCACCUAGACUCCUUGAAGCAUAUGGAACAGAUGGUGCUGAGUCAGAUGGUUCAGCUGGGCCUGGCGAAACCCAGCUGCGUGAGGAUUUGGCUGAUGCCAUGAUGGAGAGCCCAGGGAUACCAACACAUGAUACAGGAAGAAGAGUGAUUGUUGAAAUGCAACAUGGUGCUCAGCUAGGGAAGAGGAGUUCGAAUCCCAUCCAAAAAGUCGUGAACCCAGUGGGAACUGUUAUUACUGUGUCUGUCCCUUCUGAGGAAGCGGCUGCUUCACUGGCUUCAGAUUUGACUAUGACUACACCAAGUAAAUGUGAGUCAUCUGCAGAGGAGGAGAGUGGGGUGAAACCACUUCAUGGGUGCAGCAGGCAAGAUCCUCCCUCUUUGGAUGACACUGUUAGGUGGCCAGCAGUGUCAAAGCCCACGUGCUUUUCACAGUGCAAGGGGUAUGAGCCAUCAGCGAGUGAGAGCAAAGAAGCAGAAUUUAGAACAGAGAAGAAAGGUAAAGAAAAUACGCGAAGUGCUUCAUCUAAAAGAUAUAGUAACAAACUUCAGGAUGAAAGAAAGGAUGAUAGCAAGUGGCCUAAAGAGGAAGGCAAAAAAGAGCAUAAUGUUACCGUAGGAGAGACAGAACACAAAGAAAUGACGGUGCCUUCGAGAACUCUUACUUUGGAGAAUGGGCUUUUUGCUUUGUCUGCAAGUGUAUGGGAGAAGAGAAGAGCACAGGGAAUUGACUCACAGUUCAAACCCCAAAAUAGCUUGCCUGCAAAAACAAGUGAUACUCAAGUAGAAGAUGUAGGUGGUAAAAGUAACAAAGAGGCUCAGGUAAAAGUGGUAAAAUCAAAACUACAAGCACCAUCAAAAAUUAAGGAUGGGAAUAAUGCAAGUUGUAAGCCUAAAUCAUUUCUAGCUAAAGGCAUAUUUACAGAUGACCCAAGUGGUCAAGGAAGCUUAAAAAGGGGGAAAAUGUGUAGAUCUGAUGAAGAUACAUUCUGUGAAAGAACCUUCAAUUUGGAUGAAGUAAGACACUCAGAAACAAAAUGUUCCAAACAGAACACAAAGAAGAAAGAGUCAAGCAUUACUAGUGGCUCUGCUGAGAGUAUGAAGCUAUCUACUGGGGACAAACAUCACAAAUAUCAUGAAGGGGAGAGGAAAGAUGAAAGCAUCUCUGUUUCACAGGCAAUGCUGAUGGAUCUUGUUUCCACUUCAGAUGCCCUGGGCACAGAGAAUGAUAAAGGAAGAACACCAAAAUUGGUUGAAUUUGAUGAUCUUUGCCCCAGUGGAGCCCAUGGUGUAAUUAAGAAAACAAAUGAGAAAAGGAAAGAUUCACGGUCUUUGUUGAUAGAAGAUAAUGAAUUGAUUGCCAUUCCAGAUUCUGGAGAUAACAGAAAUUCAGAUAAAUUGGGCAACUUGUUGGUUUCAGUUCCAAAAAUUGAGCCCCUGAAGUUAUGUUCUUUAUUGUUACAUGAAAGAUUGAAUGAACAUCACUUUGGAACUGGAAAGAAUACUUCACAUGAUGCUGUAAGAAAUUCAAAUUUUGAAUCACUUUCUAAAAAAUCUGAGGAAGGAACUCAGAGUUCACAAUUUGUUCAGCCCAUUACAGAAGGAAGAACUAGCAGUCAAACAAGAGAGGUGUCUGAGAAGAAAUUCUGUGGGGGGAGCACUGAGCUCGAAACAGACAAUGAUCAAAGCAGGCAGAAGCACCCCAUGUUCAGAUCGACACUUGAUGAUGUCUUUGCUUCUCCUGUGCUGUCAUGGAGCAGCAUAGUGUCAUCCUCGAACAUAAACAAGUACCCAGUGAAAGAAGUUGUGGUCCCACCGAGUUCAGAAACUGUUUUGUUGAAUCUUGAAGAGUCGAGAAUUUCUCCCCAGCGGUCUUGGAGUGAUGUCGCCAAAGUUUUCCCAGAUCACUCACAGACUGAGGAAAUUUCAGAUAGAGAUAUUUGCAGUGGUUUUGCAACUCUUAAAGGGCCAGAGGAUGUAGAUGAUUAUAGUGAUGAAGGCGAGGAUAAAAUGGCUGUGGAUUCAAGAAAGUCUCAAAGUAGUGAUCAAAAUUGCAAGGUGGCCAUAACCAGUGAAUCUCUGAGAACAGCUGCCAUAUCAGAAACUAAUGAUGCAACUGCAGGUAUUGAGGAGGACUGUUCUCAGUUGAAUGAAGAAAAUAAUGGCAAUGACGAUGAACUGGCAGACAAUGGAGAGGCCACAAAUAUCACUGCAUUACAAGGAGCAAACAAGAAAAGUCGCAGGUUGAAAAAGAAAAGGAGAUAAAAUUGGUGCACAUAUUUUAAAUCUUUAAAGUUGACCAUUUUUUGAGUACUGUUUUAAAGAUAUGUUCAAGGAUGUGUAAGAGACUCAAAUUCUGAGACAAAACAGCUUUUGAAAAUUAUUUAUGUAUAAAAAUUAAUUUUAGAAACUCCAGUAUGUUCAUUAUACAGUAAUGUUGAUACUUUUGCUGACAAGGUUUGCAAGGUAUAAAUCCAUUUUUGAGUAAGCAUAUUUUCCAAAUACCUUCUUUGCAAUUCCGUAUUUUCAUUUGAUAUAAGUUUAUUGCAGACACUAUACAAAUUUUGACAGAGUUAAUCAAUAGUAAAAAGAUUACAGUACAUGGAGACAUAAUUUCUGUGGCAUAGAGUUGUAAAUGAUUUCGUAAAAUAUGCAUCAUAUAGGGUCUGCCAAAAAGAAUGCUGGAAUUUCAAACAGCUGCAACUCAAGAACAAGAACAGAUAUAAUGAUGUUGAUACUUGCAGUCUAAUUGUAAACUCAGUGUCAUUGCACAAGUUGCAUGUGCAUCUCCACUAUAGUUAACAGACAGCAGCUUUGAUUACGUAUUCUGUGCAGUGAGUAUAAUGUAUCCUGUAAGAAGAUAAAGUUGUCCCUACACUUAAUUAAGCACUAUAUGGAGGAGUGGUCAGC
This is a messenger RNA of Cryptotermes secundus, 5437 nucleotides long. Its product is annotated as breast carcinoma-amplified sequence 3 homolog. Gene Ontology annotation, biological process: autophagy; response to starvation. The transcript has 12 exons. The record is from RefSeq and is a predicted model, not a curated record. Bases 179 to 4792 code for a protein of 1537 amino acids. Gene Ontology annotation, molecular function: protein binding. Gene Ontology annotation, cellular component: cytoplasm. Lineage: Eukaryota; Metazoa; Arthropoda; Insecta; Blattodea; Kalotermitidae.